Molecule: messenger RNA, 372 nt
Organism: Protopolystoma xenopodis
Lineage: Eukaryota; Metazoa; Platyhelminthes; Monogenea; Polystomatidea; Polystomatidae
Source: the annotation of a GenBank genome assembly
AUGGCUUCGACUGCUAAGCACGUGCUUAGAUGUUACAAGAAGCCAGAAGAUUCAGAAGAGGAAUUUGUCGUUCCCCAUAUGGAUAUUUCAUGUCUUAGGACAUCGAUGGCCUAUCAGAAAGUCUUGGAAGAGCCCUGGACAUGUCUUCAUAAUUGGGAUUCAUUAUCGCCAUCACAUCAACAAUCUAUAAUGCAAUCUCUUAUUGAGGAACUGACUGAAAUAAAAGGAUAUCUGGCAAUCUCGCAGGAUGUAUUCACUCAGACCCCAACCCAAGAUAAUUGGCAUGCAAGCGAAUUUACUAUUUGUAUUCAGGAUGUUUACUACAAAUGCCUUCUAAUUAAUAAAAAAAGUUCUUUUGAUCUACUUAUAUGA